Molecule: messenger RNA, 4400 nt
Organism: Lingula anatina
Lineage: Eukaryota; Metazoa; Brachiopoda; Lingulata; Lingulida; Lingulidae
Source: RefSeq, a predicted model, not a curated record
UGUUUUGAAAGUGCUAUCUAUGAUCGAAACUUAUUCAGGUAUCCGCUGACGAGAGAUACAGCGGGUUUGAUUUAGUUUGCAACACUGACUGACAUGGAGAACAAACAGGAAAGUAAGAGCAAGAAACAGUCUCGUCAAAUCGUCCCUGGGAGAGCUCGGAGGUCUAUGGAGACUGAUGGCUCGAAGCAGAGCCCAGCAAAAGCCAAAAUCGUCUUGCCCAGUCCUGCCGUUGGUGCGCUUGCUGAGAAAAAUAUCACCCAGCGUUCUCCGCUUAAGCAGAUGCAGAACUUGCAAGCAGACAAGAAAGCAGAAAGAAAAGAAUCAGACCCACCCCUGCAGUUCUGUGGUGGAGACCAAUGUGACGACGAACAAGAGGUUUUCUUUGGGGACAUGUCACUGAAGGAAAAGAGCAAGGCAGAUAAACUGUCUCACAAAAGACGAACCAUGGUGUACAUACCAGGAUUCAGGAGACACCUCAAGUUGGAAGACCCAGGAGACGAAGCCAAAAACAGAGUGGGAGGGGUCUGUAAAAGCAAUCCUAAGGAGGAUGAGAUUCCAGGCCCCGAUGAUAACGAAAACAUUGGCGUUCACAGUCGCUGCAGUGUUGCCAGUCGUACCUCAAACAGCAGCCUGUUUGACCAUGCUAGAAUCAUGAACAGUGCUAGUAGUCUGGAUUUACCUGAAUCUAGACCAGAGAGUGCUUUAAGCUCAACAGAUAGACUGAGUUGUGCUGGUAAAAGUGGUACUAGAAGUGAGGACAAUUGUGUUAGAGAAGAUUGUGACCAGCAACAGGCACAUAGACCCAGCAGUAUCAGUGUCACAUCGGAUUGUGCCAGUGAAGCCACAGACGAUUGUGAACUGGACCAGGGUCAUCUCUAUUCCAGGCCAACCAGUAGUUUGUUCUCCUCUGGAGAAAUUCCUCCAAAUUCCAUGGUGUCAUCAGCUAGACCUAGUGUUGCCAGUGUAGCUUCUUCUAACGACCCACUCAACGAGGCCCAAAUAUACACAGACAGCCAAUUAUCUGGUUGUUCUGAUUCCUUCCCAAAGCUUUCUUUAGAUGGUGCUGCGGAGAGUGAUUUUAGAGAACCCAUAAGAGAACCAGAUGUCAUGAAUAAUUCUAGUCCCACCACAAUUAGAGAGGAUACAAUAGAGGUGUCAGGGGUGGCAAAGAUGGAGUCCACAUCUUUAGAAAGUGAUUUAAAAAGUGAUAAGUUGAUCUCAGAGGAUUUAAAACGCAUGAAGAGUUGUGAUGAAAAUAUAAUGAAUAAAAAUAACGAACAAGAAAAAUGUCUGAAAGGCACCAUCAAUGAAAAUGGAACUCCUUCGAAAAAAUUCCAUUCUAUGUUGGAGCAGGAGGUUAUUCAAGACACCCUGCAACAUGAUGGUGUAUUUGCCAGUGAAAAUAGUGAGAAAAUGGGAGAUGAUAUCCCAGGAAAAGAGCACCUAGAUCCUCAUGUAUGGAAACCGCUGAUGUCCGACUUACUCCACAGUUUUCCCAGUCUUCAGGUUUCCACGCCAACCAAGGUGUUGUUCUCGGCAGACGGGAGUGCGUUCACGCCAGUGGGCACUCCAACUACCUCCAGAGUGCUGAGACCAGCAGUCAAGUCACCACUGACCAGACAUGGGAAAUACUUCCCUGCUGUCACUGACUUGAGCAGUUCACCUUUCACAGCAGUGCAGCCAGCACAGCCGGGUUACUUCACCACUCUGUCACCAUACAAGACACAGGACGUCACCACUGUCUUCAACCCCCACCAGGGGGCUCCGUCACCAAGAUACUCCAGUCAGACAUCAGCCCAGUAUGUAUCUGCUCCAACCAACACAGUGACCAGUGGUGUGGUCAAGCGGUGCGGUCUGACUGUGGAUGAAGUGACACAGACCCCACCUUCCAUGUUGAAUGGAGUUUCUGACACUAGCUCAAGGAACAGUCAUUAUAAAGCCUCUGCUAGAAAUGAGAAAUCUGAUGGAUCGACAAAUGCAGGAUGUGGGUCAAUAGACACUGACUGUCAUUGUCAUUGUCGUGAGCAAUGUCAGUGUAGGACAGGCGGGAGAAUGAGCUUUGACAGUCUCAACAGUGACGGGCAAGUGUCACAACAUAACAGCACAGAUAGUUUGGAGAGUGGCCACCAAGGGGAGACACAUACCACAUCUGCCCAAGACAGCAGCAACGCCAGGUGUGGACUUGACCUUCACCAAAAGGGGGAGCCACAAGAUUGUUCAAGCCAAGUCGGUGAGGAACUGAGGGACAGCCUGGAAAAUCACCAAGAAGCUGAGCCACUAAAUAGAGAAAGAAAUCUAAGCAUUGACAGUCUCGAUGGUAGAAAAGAUCAGAAUGAUCAGAUACAAAAGUCGGACAGUUCACAGAGUAGCUUUGAGAUGGACAGUCUGGUGUCUCAGACCUCGUCCCAGGCAUCCAGUGAAGUGACCGCUGACAGGGCAGCACUGGACAGUGGACUGUUCAGCAGUGGAAGCUGCAGCAGUGUGGAGGAGAAUGUAACAACAGAGAAAGGUGAUAAAUUAAAGACGGAGGCUUUAAGUCCAUCUUUGAGCCAAUCGUGCCAAGUUGCCUCUCCUAUAGGGACCUUGCUGUCCCCCCAGUGUGGGCGGCUAUGGGGGACCACUCUGGAGGAGAAGAAGGCCAAGCUGCAGCAGCUGAGGGAGGAGAAGGAGAGACUAGAGAGGAAGCUGGCCCAGGGGGAACAGAAGAAAGUGUACCCAAAGUCUCCCUUGCCUAAAGUCAAAGCCAACAGUACCCAGCACCAGACAACUGUCUUGCCAAGAGCUGCCUGUGUUGGGAUGCCAGCCCUGGCAUUGACAGAGCGUGAGAUUGAUGCAGUGACCAAACUACACACACUGUGCAACAGCCAGCAGAUCUCUCAGGUGGUGGGCAAGCAGAGGACCAAGACUGUGGUGAAACACUAUCCUGUCCGUGAGUCCAGCAGGGUCCAGUGGCUGGAGGACCUUGUGGUCAGUCCUGUCGUCCAUAGCCCCAGUUCUGCUGACCAGAAACAAGCCAGGCCCAUUCUGACCCAGAAAUCAUUUCAGAAGACAGUUGCCCCAGCCCAGCGCAAUGCCACAGAUCAUUCCUCGCCAAUAGUGGUUUCUAGGCUGCGAAGGACUAACACUUUGGGAAAAUCUGAAAUAUAAGAUUUUUUUAAGAUGUCUUGUAGCACUGUUUAUGCUAGUCUCUGUUUUUAACUACUGCACAGUCAAACUAGUGAUUGAUUUAUAUUUCUUCUUUUGACAUUUUGCAAAUGAACUAUUUCUACCACAGUUUCUGUGAGAUCACUGGACAUGAUUGGAAAAACAACAGGGUGGAGAUCCGUUUGUGAUUCACAAAGAUUCCUUUAUCACAGCAAAAAUUGAAUAGGAUUUGAAAAGAAAAAAAUCUGAACAGGAAAGUGAAAGAAAUGCAAGCUUUUCAAAGUGACCCAGAACUGCGUGCUUCUUGGGGUUAUUUCAAAAUGAAAAUAAGGCUUUAAAAAGUUCAAUGGCAUUUGGGAUUAUUGGUAAUUUGUUGUAAUUUGGAUUGGGCUUUACUGGCAAAGUGGCCUUCAUAACAUCUGGUUAGCAAGUAAAGUAAUGACUCCAUCUUUUCAAUGAUGGGAAGAUUUUUGAUUUUUCAGAUACAUUAUUUUAGAAUCCUUAUACAUUUUAUUUAGAGCUUGUGGUGCCUUUAUUGUAUAGAAUGGAACUGUUUGUUAGCUUGCUUUUCAGUUUUGUUGCUUACUGUGUUCUAGUGAUAAGAACAUUGCUUUAAAUAAUCUUUUUCUCCAUUGGAAAGACUGAGUCAAAACCGCAUUUUAAUGGAAGGGAGGUGUUGUAUUAUUAAUAUCAUACUUGUUUAUACACGUUUGAUAGUGAUUGUAUGUGAUUGUUUUUUAAUUUUUAUGAGUGUUUAUUAUAAAUACUGUAUAUUAUUAUAUACGUCGUAAUUAAUGAAAUUAUCCCUGACAAUUGUCACCUUUACAAAGUAAUAGAAAUCGUUUUUAAAGGACUACGGUUUCUAGCAGACUAUUUAGGUAUUUUAAGUGACACGGAGAACUUUUUGGUUUAUUCUGGGUACAUUUCUGCUCUGUCCACUGUUAUUUAUUUAUUUAUUUAUUUAUUUAUUUAUUACACGGAAAGGGCAUCACCACUCAGUUGGGUCUCUGUUGGAGAAUAAAUGGAUAUUAUGGACUAGUGUCAAAUGGGUUCAAAUAGUACCUACACUGCCUCCCUAGUUUCAACAAUGGAUAAUUUACAUCAAUACCAGAUGUGAUUAGAUGUAUUGUACAGAGGGAUGAGAGUUUUCACACUUUAAUCGGAUUUUCGACUUUUUUGGAGCCAAAAAUAUCAUUGGCCUAGGCGGCCACCUGGACCUCAUGUCAUUUUUCCUGACCUUUUUCAAUAAAUGGCAG